Metopolophium dirhodum (rose-grain aphid) is the source of this 4762-nucleotide messenger RNA. RefSeq names its product single-stranded DNA-binding protein 3-like. Gene Ontology annotation, biological process: positive regulation of transcription by RNA polymerase II. Gene Ontology annotation, cellular component: nucleus. The record is from RefSeq and is a predicted model, not a curated record. NCBI's taxonomy places the organism in Eukaryota, Metazoa, Arthropoda, Insecta, Hemiptera, Aphididae. The transcript has 16 exons. Gene Ontology annotation, molecular function: protein binding; single-stranded DNA binding. The coding region runs from base 636 to 1976 and encodes 446 amino acids.
AAAGAAUUAUCUUGGUCGUCGUCUCUACCCGCUGCACCUCGAUCACAGGUAAUGCACCGAUAUUUUUCUCCGCAUCGAUUUAAUUUUUCGGGGAGGAAAAGAAUACAGUGCUUUUUACUCUUUCAAAUAUAUGUUAUUCGUUUUAUUCUUUCCGCGUUUGUUUCACCACGUCCAGUCGUCCGUCCAUCUGUCCGUUCAUCGAUAAAAAUAUAAUAUAAUCAGGACCGUAAACGUGUACUUUUAUUAGAGGCACGUACUCCGCAGAUCGAGUGUAUGUACUCUGGAGCGACUAUCGUCGAAAUCGUGCGUCGAGAAGUAGUUUGCAUCCCUAAACCGCCGUGACCAUCUUAUUUUAGAUAAUCGAUCAACAGUUGGGUGAAACAGCACUUUGAAUUGUUUAACUCGUAAUUCAUCUGACGCAAAAAAACGAAAACAUCAGACUCGCGACACUUCAGUUUUUGUUUUUUGGUUUUGUAACUGAAUAAAGACAGCGUCCAAACGUUCUUGAAGACUACCACUAAAACAUACACUACAAUGACAACUAUUGCGCUGCCGUCAGUGUCUGCAUAGUGUGGCCAAUUUUGUUCCUGCAGAUUUAGUUUGAGGCCAAAGCUAUUGAACCAAUUUAAGUCGAGAUGUAUGCAAAAGGAAAGGGCGCAACAGUGCCAUCUGAUGCUCAGGCCAGAGAAAAGUUAGCAUUGUAUGUUUAUGAGUAUUUAUUACAUAUUGGAGCUCAGAAAGCAGCUCAAACAUUUUUAAAUGAAAUUAGAUGGGAAAAGAAUAUCACAUUAGGUGAACCACCAGGAUUCCUGCAUUCUUGGUGGUGUGUAUUUUGGGAUUUAUAUUGUGCUGCUCCAGAACGCCGUGAUACAUGUGAACAUUCAAGUGAAGCUAAAGCAUUUCAUGAUUAUGGUUUUGUAAACUCAGGUUAUGGUGUAAAUGGUAUUGCACAUAAUGCUGGACCUUCUCCUAGUCCUUUAGGACAAAUGCCCCCGAAUGAUGGAAUGCCAGGGGGUCCAAUGCCUGGAGGAUUUUUUCCAAAUUCAUCAAUGAGACCAUCACCUCCAAGUCAUCCUUCAGCACAACAAUCUCCUCAUUCUCAACCACCAUCACAUGGACAAAUGUUAUCAAAUCAGCCUUUUAUGGGUCCUCGAUAUCCAGGUGGUCCAAGGCCUGGAAUUCGCAUGUCACAAUUAGGAAAUGAUUUUAAUUCUCCUACAGGUCAGCCAAUGAUGCCUGGUAUGGACCCUUUAAGACAAGGUGAAGCUGGAGAAUAUGUUGUAGGUUGGCAAGGAGGUAUGGGACCAAUGAAUCCUCGUAUGAAUCCUCCUCGUGGUCAAAACACUCAAAACAUGAGUCCAUUAGGAUCAUAUAGCCCUGGAAUGCGUGGACCUCCGCCUAAUACAACCUUGGGCCCUGGUGGUGGUGGUGGACCAAGUAUGCCUUUAUCUAUGGGUGGACUUGUUGGAAGGCCACAAUGGCAACCAAAUGCAAAUACUCCAAUGAGUUACUCAUCUUCAUCACCAGGAGCUUACGGAGGACCCUCGGGAUCAGGCGGCCCUCCUGGACCAGGCACACCGAUAAUGCAAAGUCCUCAAGAUUCUUCAAACUCUGGAGGAGAAAGUAUGUACACAAUGAUGAAGCCGGUUACCGGAGGGAAUAUGCCUGGUGAUUUUCCAAUGAAUAAUGCAUCAGAUAGUGGACCGCUAGGACCAAUGGGUCCUAAUACAAUGAAUUCGGUUUUGAAUGGCGAAGGACUAGAUGGUAUGAAAAAUUCACCUGCACCGGGUGGCCCAGGGACACCGAGAGAAGACAGUGGAAGUGGCAUGGGCGAUUAUAAUUUGUCAGGAUUUGGAGGAGCGGGAGAAAAUGAUCAGACCGAAUCUGCUGCAAUAAUGAAAAUAAAAGAAAGUAUGCAAGAGGAAGCCAAACGUUAUGAAAAGGAUUCUGACCAAUCGGAUUAUUACAUCCAAUAGUGAAAAAUAUGAUGGUAGUUUGAAUUUUUCAUGUGUAGAUUUAAAAAAUCUUGCCAUAAAAAUCAGUUCAAUACAUUUACAUUGACAUGUUCAUUCCUGAGACGUUUUUGAAAUUUGAUGGUUCACAGCCAAUAAAAUAUAAAUAGUUAUAUUUAAACAAUUAUUAUGAAUAUGAAAUUAUUCAAUAUAUUAUGAUAGAAUAAUAUUCAUGGUAGUAUUUUAUGUAAAUAUUUUAGGAAAAACUUGUUUUAAAUUGGAAACAACAACAUUUUCAUGUUAUGGUUACAUCAUUAAAAUAGGAAUUUACACCAUCUAUUCAACAACUAUUUCAUGCACCCAUAUCGAUGAUGGCUGAUAUUAAACUAUUAUUUUUCAAGAGCACCAAAAUUUUGAUUAAAAUGUUCUUUUAUGUUUUUUUGGGACUUCUACUAUUUAAAAUAACUGUGUUUUUAUAUAUUGAUAAUUAUUUCUGUUCAAUAUUACAGAUAAAUUAAUUAAUAUUUUUAAAAUUCAUGUUUUAAUGAAUUAAAAAAUAAAUAUAAUAAAUGUAUUAUUUUUUUUAAUAUAAUUACUUACCAUAAAUUAUUACAGUUUAUUGUAAACAUUAUUACAUCAAAUAUAAAUUCAUUUUAAUUGUUAAUAAUUUUGCCAUUUAGUUGUAAAAUACAUGUUUUUUAAGCAAAUACCAAUUGGCGAACUCAAUUUUUCUUAAUGAAAUUUCGAUAUAUUUAUAAUUAUUUUAUGUUUAUUAGUUAUAAAUUGUGGUUAGUUAAAAAAAAUAAUUGAUCCCAUGUCUUAAAAUAUAAUUUAUUCUAAGAAUUGUAAUAAUUGUUUAUGUGGCAACAUUUGAAUGAUAUCUCUUUAAUGACUAGUUAAGUCUAUAUUUAUUAUGUAAAUGUUAAAUCAUAAAAUAUUUCAAUUCCUAUUUAUCAAAAUUUAGAUUAAAACUAUAUUGGGGUUACCUACAUAUUAACACAAACCAAACCUAAUAUAUUGGUUUAUGAGUGAAAUUGCUAUUUGUUAUUAGACAAAUAGCACGUGGCAUAUAAUUUUUGAAAUUUGUAUUCUUAAGCAUUUGUUGAGAACUACAAAGUUGAAUAUUUUUACUGUCUGUGUAUACUUAAUAUUUCUAAGUUAUACAAGGAAAUCUAUUUUGAGAAAAAAUUGUAUACUAAAUUAUUUCAUGUAGUUAACUGUAGGUUCCUUACUGUAAAUAAUACUAAAUGGCAAACAUUUUAUAUAAUAAUAUAAGUAUUAUACACUACUAUACAGAUCCAGAUAAGUUAUAAUUAAAAAAAAGACCAAAUAACAAAUUAACGCAUGCUAAGAACUGUGUAAGUUAUUGGUUAGAAGUUUUCUUAUUUGCUAAAAAAAAUCAAUUUAGCAGUAUGAAAAUAAUUUUUAAAAUAUUGGAAGAUUUACAAGUUAGAAAUAUAUUAUAUAAAAAAAAAAAACAAAAAAAGAUGAAUAGCCAAAUUUAAUCGAUCAAUUAAACUUAAAAAUCAAACCAUAACAUUUUUACAAGAACUUCAUCUACUAUAAAUUAUUUUUUACAAAUUGAUUAUUAUUUAACGAUACACGUUGUAAUUUCAUAUUUAGUUAUUAUUUUUAUAAAUAUAAUGUAAAUUUUUAUCUAAAAAUGGCACUUUUUUAAUUAUAAUAAUAUAUUAAUUAUUAUUGUUUAUUUUUUUUUUUUGAAUCAAAAUGUUAUUCAAUUUGUAUUUAUAUUGAAAUUAAUUUGUUUCUCGUCCCAAAUACAUUCCCUCUAAUAUUUAAUGUUUCAAUAUAGAUUUUGUAAGAAAACAAUGUUAUAAAAUUGUACUAUUAAUUUGUACAUUGUUUAAUUAAUAAUAAUAGUUAUUAUUUUUAUUAUUUCUAUUAUACAUUUCAUAGUUAUUUGUUUAUCUGUGGUAUAUAUUAUUAAUAGUUAUCUGUAAAGUUUAAUAGUAUUUUUAGUAUACUUAUUAUGUACAGUGUACAAGUAUUUUAUAAUUUUUCCUUUAUAAAAUCUCAAUUUAAAUAAAUAUUAAAUAUUUUUGAUUUAAAGAUACGCAGUAACGUACUAAACAGCGCGUUUAUUUAAAAUAUAAUAUGAUUUGUGACUUCAAAAAUUAUAAAAGUUGAAUUGGUAAUGCUAGAACAAUAUUUAUAUUAGUUAGUAAAGAAUGUUGAUUGUUGAUAAAAUAGAAAUUGUUAAUUCCCUAAUAAAAAAAAAAAAAAAACGAAUGUUAUCUCCAUAUUAUAUUUACAAAACUAAUAAAAUGUUAUUGAAAUUGAGAUGAGAAAGUUCAAGUGCAAUUUUGUUUAUUUAUCAAAAAAAUACUAUUAAACAUUUCACCAUAUUAUUUUAUUACUGUAUUAUACUGUAUUAUGUUUUUAAACUGUUUACAAUAAAUUAUUUAUAAUAUUAAUGCACUAUGUACGCCAAAUGUCUCGGAAAUGCUGGAAUACCAACCUAGUGGAUACCCUCCUGGUAUUUUUAAUCGGCCCCAUCUAAUGUUACAUUAUUCUAGUUACAUAGUAGGUAGUCUUAACGGGUUGUGUAUUUCAAUUGUUUCCUAUUUAAUUAGUUUACUGUAAUUUCAUUAGUUAAUUAAUUGCAUAGUUUAUAAUUUUAUACUACAUGUAGGUGUAAAUUGUUCAACUGGUUUGUACACAAAAUAUUAUGUACUGUAGUUAGUCUUAAGUGGAGGUAUACUUGAGCUGGGUGACUGGGAAUUCCUGAGUCUGGGACAUUUUGGUAUAUAUUGUUAAAUAAUUAAAUAUAUCCUUAACCAUAAUUAUAA